AUGCUCACUCCCCAGGCCCGCGUCGUCUGGGUCUGCACCAGGUGCAUCUCUCGCGUCGGCAAGCCUCGUCAACAGCGCCGCUGGGCGUCGACCGCCGCCGGCGCAGCCCCUGCAAAAUCGGGCACAUCGCCGCCUCUCCACGGCAACCCCGGUACCCGAAACAACGAUGCCGUCCUCCGCGAGCUCUUCGAUGCCCCCUCGGGCAGGGCCUUUGCGGCCUUCAGCCUCAAGAAGAACCAGGGCUUGUUCAAGAAUCGGUUCUUGACGAGCCCCGAUGGCUUCCUCCUGUUUGCCCAGAAGAAUCUCGAGAGGGCCACCAAGAUUGUGCACCGAGUCUUGGCCGCCUCGAGCACGGCCGAGUAUCAGGCCAUCGUCAGGGACCUCGACCGGCUCAGCGACCUGCUGUGUCGCGUUCUCGACCUCUCCGACUUCGUCCGCAUGACGCACCCCGACGUCAGGUUUCAGCAGGCCGCCGCCGCCGCCUGGUCCAUGGUCUAUCAGUACAUGAACCAGCUCAACACCAUGACGGGACUCAACAACCAGCUCGGGGAGGCGCUGUCGCGACCCGACGUGACGGCCGCCUGGUCCGAGGAGGAAAAGAGUGUUGCCGAGCUGCUGAAGCUCGACUUCAUGAAAUCGGCCGUCAAUCUGCCCAAGGAGUCUCGCGACCGCUUCGUCGAUUUAUCCUCUCGCAUCAGCGACAUCGGCUCCGCCUUCGUCCAAGGCAUGGAGCCGGAGACGAAGGAGGUCACCCUCCCGUCCCAUCGCUUCUACGGCCUCUAUCCGGGUCUGGCCGCCACUCUCAAGGUCCGGUCGCAAAUCUCCAUUGCCACCACCGGAUCCGAGGCGGCCGCUGCCCUCCAGAGCGUCUACGACGAGGAGACGCGCAAGGAGAUCUACCUCGCCCAGCGAAAAGCGUCACGGAAAACCAUCAAGCGGCUGGAAAUGAUGCUCAAGCUGAGGUCCGAAUUGGCCAGCCUCGCCGGCUUCGAGAGCCACGGUCACAUGGCGCUCAAGGACAGGAUGAUGGCCAAGUCACCCGCCUCGGUCAUGAAGUUCUUGCUCGCCCUUCGGAAUCACAACGCGCCGACGAUAGAGUAUGAGCUGCGGGAGCUCUUGGAAAAGAAGCGUGAGAGGCUCGCCAUGCCCGACAGCGAACUGCAGCCUUGGGACAGAGACUUUUACAUGGAAAAAAUAAGGACCGACAUGCGGUCCCGCGUCCGUCACGAGGACCAGCUGACCGCCUUCUUUUCCGUCGGCACCGUCAUGCAAGGGCUGUCCCGCCUGUUCGAUCGUCUCUACGGCGUAACCUUUGUCCCGCGAGAGACCCUUCCCGGCGAGACAUGGCACCCGGACGUCAAGCGACUGGACGUCAUGUCCGAUGACGGAGAACCGCUGGCCGUCCUCUACUGCGACCUUUUCUACCGCCCGCAAAAGUCCCCGAAUCCCGCCCACUUCACCGUACGGUGCUCGCGAGAAAUCCUACCCUCCGAGGUCGACGAGGCCGCCGAGGACCUGGCCAGCAUGCCCAUGUUCGACUCGGCCGAGCAGGCCGCCAACGACGGCAUGGAGACGUGGUCGCGAAACGGACAGCUCAAGCAGCUCCCCACCAUCGCACUCGUCUGCGAUUUCCCCAAGAACGACAACGCCCGCGAACCGGCUUUCCUCUCCUACUACUCGGUCGAGACGCUCUUCCACGAAAUGGGCCACGCCAUCCACUCCAUCCUUGCCCGGACCAGCUUCCAAAACGUAUCGGGCACCCGCUGCGCUACCGACUUUGCCGAGCUGCCGUCGACACUCAUGGAGCACUUCGCCGCCGACCCGACGGUCCUUUCUCUCUUUGCCCGCCACUGGAAGACGGAUCGGCCGCUACCCUUCGACCUCGUCCGCGAGCGCAUCAAGGUCUCCAAGCGCUUCGGAGGCAUCGACACGGAGCACCAGAUCCUCCUCGCCAUCGUCGACCAGGCAUACCACGCCCCCGACGUUGCCAGCCCGUCGUUUGACUCGACCCGGACAUUCCACGAGAUCCAACGCGCCUUCGCCCACGGACCGCGCGACCCGCCCGAAACGUGCUGGCAGGGGUUUUUCGGUCAUCUUAACAGCUACGGUAGCACCUAUUACAGCUAUCUCUUCGACCGCGUGCUCGCCGAGCGCGUCUGGCGCGUCGUCUUCGAUGCAGGCAGGGACGGCGCCGCCAUCAGCCGUGAGAAUGGCGAGCGGCUCAAGGAGAACCUGCUCAAGUGGGGAGGGGGAAGGGAUCCCUGGCUGUGCCUCUCCGACACCCUGCAGGAUGAGAGGCUGGCGCCUGGAGACGAAGAAUCGAUGGCACUGGUUGGCAGCUGGGGCAUCAAGGAUGACAAGCUUCGAACCUGA
Molecule: messenger RNA, 2373 nt
Organism: Drechmeria coniospora
Lineage: Eukaryota; Fungi; Ascomycota; Sordariomycetes; Hypocreales; Ophiocordycipitaceae
Product: Mitochondrial intermediate peptidase
Exons: 1
Coding region: 1-2373 (790 amino acids)
Biological process (GO): peptide metabolic process
Cellular component (GO): mitochondrion
Molecular function (GO): metalloendopeptidase activity
Source: RefSeq, a predicted model, not a curated record